AUGAUGUCCAUGAACAGCAAGCAGGCGUUCAGCAUGCACCCCAUCCUGCACGAGCCCAAGUACCCGCACCUGCACACCAGCUCCGAAGCCAUCCGCAGAGCCUGCCUGCCCGCCCCCCAGAUCCAGGGGAACAUCUUUGCGGGUUUUGACGAGACGCUGCUGCGGGGGGCCGAGGCUCUGGCCGCCGUGGAUAUCGUGUCGCAGAAAACCCACCCCUUCAAGCCGGACGCCACCUACCACACCAUGAGCAGCGUGUCCUGCACUCCUACCUCGUCCUCCGUCCACCUGCACCACCCGUCCGUGCUGACCACGCACCACCCCCACCACCACCACCACCAGCCCUCGCAGGGCCUGGACGGGGAGCUGCUGGACCACCUCAACUCCGCCCUCCCGCUCGGAGGGGUGCCGGGCCCCGACGUGGGCUCCACGCCUUCGCACCCGCAUUCCCACAUGUCGGCCAUCAACCACAUGGCCCACCACUCCCAGCCCAUGAACAUGUCCCACCCCCACGGCCUCGCGUCCCACGCCGUCAUCUCCGGCCCCGAGACGGAGACGGACCCCCGGGAGCUCGAGUCCUUCGCCGAGCGCUUCAAGCAGCGGAGGAUCAAGCUGGGGGUCACCCAGGCGGACGUGGGCUCCGCGCUGGCCAACCUGAAGAUCCCGGGGGUGGGCUGCCUUAGCCAAAGCACCAUCUGCAGGUUCGAGUCCCUCACCUUGUCCCACAACAACAUGGUGGCCCUCAAGCCCAUCCUGGAAGCGUGGCUGGAGGAGGCGGAGAGGGCGCAGCGGGAGAAAAUGACCAAACCCGAGAUCUACACGGGGGGGGACAAGAAGCGCAAGCGCACGUCCAUCGCCGCCCCCGAGAAGCGCUCGCUCGAGGCCUAUUUCGCCGUCCAGCCUCGGCCCUCCUCCGAGAAAAUCGCCGCCAUCGCCGAGAAGUUAGACUUGAAGAAGAACGUGGUGCGGGUCUGGUUUUGCAAUCAGAGACAGAAGCAGAAAAGGAUGAAAUUUUCUGCCACCUACUGA
Messenger RNA from Haemorhous mexicanus (house finch), 1026 nucleotides. RefSeq names its product brain-specific homeobox/POU domain protein 3. Bases 1 to 1026 code for a protein of 341 amino acids. The transcript is spliced from 2 exons. The record is from RefSeq and is a predicted model, not a curated record. Gene Ontology annotation, molecular function: DNA-binding transcription factor activity, RNA polymerase II-specific; RNA polymerase II cis-regulatory region sequence-specific DNA binding. Gene Ontology annotation, biological process: regulation of transcription by RNA polymerase II. NCBI's taxonomy places the organism in Eukaryota, Metazoa, Chordata, Aves, Passeriformes, Fringillidae.